Messenger RNA from Micromonas commoda, 885 nucleotides. RefSeq lists its product with no specific name. The record is from RefSeq and is a predicted model, not a curated record. The transcript has a single exon. Lineage: Eukaryota; Viridiplantae; Chlorophyta; Mamiellophyceae; Mamiellales; Mamiellaceae. The coding region runs from base 1 to 885 and encodes 294 amino acids.
AUGCCGGGGUUCGAUCUCACCGCGCGCAAGGGCGACGUGCCCCUCGGCCGGCGGCGCGUCGACGAGGAGGAGCGCCAGCGCGUCUCCUCGGAGGAGUACCUCGCGGCGCACAAUCUGGAGCUCUACCUCCGCGAGGCGGUGAAGCACGCGUCCCGAUGCGCCGCGGUGAGGGACCCCGGCGGCGCGAACCCCAACACGCACAUCGAGGCCGCCGCGGAGUACUUCCAGGCGGUCAACCUGGGCAGGCACGUCGCCGGCAGGGAGUGGGCGUUCGUGCAGGCCACGGAGAGGAACCAGCUGGCUUUCCUCCACGACUGCCGACGCGCGUGGGGCUCGACGCCGACGACGAUGUCCGCCAGGGACUGGCACGGCGCCCUGCGGCUGCAGUGCCCGGACCUGCCCUUCGCCGUCGUCAAAGCCGCCCACGACGCCGCGGUCGGGGCGGGCGAGGCGGACGAGGGAGAAGGCGAAGGCGCGGCGGGUGACGCGGCUGUGGACUUUCGCCGGCUCUUCCCGGCGCUGCGCACAGCUGUCGCGUACGCGCCUUUCCUCGAGGACGCGCGCGCCGCCGCGUUCGAGCACUCGGACCUGACGCCGCAGGACGCGGACGCAUGCCGGUCCGCGGUCCGCGCCGCCGCGGCGAGGGUGCGCGAGACGCGGGGCGACGGGUGUUCGCCGCCGGAGGACUCGCUGGUGGACGCCUUCGUGGACGCGACAGCUGUGAACAGCGGGGGCGGUCGCGCGGUCACGUUCGGUAGGUUUCGGGCGGCGUUGUGCGCGCACGAGGGGCUGGCGCGCGCGACGGCGGCGAGGCUGCGGGAGCAUGAGGCGCGGGUGAGGAGGGCGAGCGCCGCGGAGCGAGCGAGGGAGUACCGAGACUCUUAA